AUGAGGAUGUGUAUUGAUUAUCGGCAAUUGAACAAGGUGACGAUAAAGAACAAGUAUCCACUGCCGAGGAUUGAUGAUUUGUUUGACCAACUUCAGGGCGCAACAGUGUUUUCAAAGAUAGACUUGAGAUCUGGCUACCACCAGCUGAGGAUUAGGGCAUCCGAUGUCCCUAAGACAGCAUUCCGCACUCGGUACGGGCAUUAUGAGUUCCUGGUCAUGUCGUUUGGGUUGACCAAUGCCCCAGCAGCAUUCAUGGAGUUGAUGAACCGAGUGUUCAGGCCGUAUUUGGACAUGUUCGUGAUAGUCUUUAUUGAUGAUAUUCUGGUGUACUCCCGCAGCCAGGAGGAGCACGAGCAGCACCUCAGAGUGGUUCUUCAGACUUUGAAAGAUAGUCAGUUGUAUGCGAAGUUCUCGAAGUGCGAGUUCUGGUUGAGUUCGGUUGCAUUUCUGGGUCAUAAGCCUGUGAGAGAAGCACCUCUCUGCUUGAAUGGUUGA
Nicotiana attenuata is the source of this 495-nucleotide messenger RNA. RefSeq names its product RNA-directed DNA polymerase homolog. The record is from RefSeq and is a predicted model, not a curated record. The annotation marks the transcript as partial. The transcript is spliced from 2 exons. Lineage: Eukaryota; Viridiplantae; Streptophyta; Magnoliopsida; Solanales; Solanaceae.